This is a messenger RNA of Seminavis robusta, 1497 nucleotides long. NCBI's taxonomy places the organism in Eukaryota, Bacillariophyta, Bacillariophyceae, Naviculales, Naviculaceae. The record is from the annotation of a GenBank genome assembly.
AUGGCUACCCAAAUUGCCAAGCAGUCGAAUACAAUGAAGCAGGCAACCGCCUCCCAUCAUCCCAACUACGCAGGAAGAUACCCUGCUGGAAGCACUCUUCCUAUCACCAUUUCCAAGAAUGGUAACAAACACAUUCGCCAACUUCCCACUGGAGGCACUCAAGAAGUGCUAUCUGUUGGAUUGGCGUGCUCGGAAUGCUUUUCUGGUCCUCGCCUUGCAAAUCUACUGAAAGCAGGAUUCGAAUAUGAGCAGAAGGUCAUGGAGCAGCUCAUGGCGGGAGAGUUUGCAAAUCCCCUGUCUACCCACACAUCCGCUGGGGUGUCUCCUGAGCUUGAUGGCUUCCUCGAGGCCAUGGCGCAUCACUUGCCUUGGUCAGAGGAAACUCAUGAAGGUUUCAGCAACAACGACUGGUGCUGUUCAUUGCAGCUCGAGGGAGCCUCGGCCGUGUGGGCUGCCGUUGAUAUGCUUCUUCAAGAGCAAAUGUUGUCCAGUGGCAACAAGUCUCGCAAAAAGGUUGCCGUUGGUGCUACAUCGUAUCACGGGCCGCCGUCUACCAGUUUCGGAGCCAAGUCUCCCCUCUGGACCAAGACACACCAAUUGGCUUACCCUGUUCCAACGCCCCAGUCUUGUGACGAGGAGGCUUUGAUCGACCAAUUUGACGCCUUCUUGGAUAACCACGGUCAUCAGGUCGGUGUCAUCCUCAUGGAGCCCCAGUGGGGGUCCUCCCAGGCUGGAUUGCCCUGGCCCAAGAGCCUUCUCAAAACUUACAUUCAAAAGGCUCAGGCUAGGGGUAUCAGAGUGCUGUGUGAUGAGAUCAUGUGUGGAAUGGGGCGUCAUGGAAACGGUUCUUUGUUUGUGUCCAAGGACUGGGACCUCAACCCUGACGCCAUCACCUUUGGCAAGGCCAUUGGCGGUGGUGUAUACCCCAUUGCCGGCGCUAUUGUUAAGCGUGGCAAGUCUGUGUUGCAGGCUAACAAGUGUUCGGCUAUGCAAUCCCAUACCUAUGCUGGUUCAUCAGUCAGGGCACUAAUGACUGCGACGGCAGUCUUAAACGAAGUGCCUCAAUGGUUCGGCACUAUCGCCGAGAAAGGCAAGGAGAUGCGAAACAUCUUCGAUCGACUUGCCAAACGUUCUGAUGGUCUGCUGUUUGGGCACGGACAAGGUCUGAUGUGGGGCUGCCUUUGGGGCGCUGCAGGACAGAACGCUGACCCCAAAUACCGCGCUCAGAGCGUUCAGGUGUUCAAGAAACACUGCAAUACACUUGGAGUCUUGCCAUAUUUUGUACCCAAUGGCGGCUUCAUGGUGACCCCAUUGUUGGACGUUGAAGUUGAUAUGCUUCACGAGAUGGCGGACAAGCUUGAACAGGCCUUGGUCCUUACUAUGAACGAAACUAAAUGGCACGGCCUGAGCGCUUCCAAGGCCGACGAGAUCUCCCACAUUGUGCCAAGUUUCAAAGAGUCAGUCGCGGUGACCGCUGCUCCAAGUCGCGGUGCUUAG